GUUUAUCCAGGAAGAUAAGUAAAAAGUAUUUAUUAUCUAUCAUGUAGCUGAAGUGCAUCAAUUCAAAAUGAAACUCUUGGUGAUAUCAUUGGUCUUGGCUGCCGCUUAUGCCUCCUCACACGAUAGAUCCCCAGAUAUAAUUCCAAUCGAUGGAGGAGUAGAAGGAGACGGUAUAUCGACUCUUUACUGGGACUGCUGUUCGCCAUCCUGUGCGUCAGACAGAGUUAUUCAAACCAAAAAUAAGAUCCCUGUCCAGACCUGCCAAAAAGACGGCAUUACACCCAGCAGGAAAGAAGACAAUACGAAGUCGGGCUGCAUGAAGGGGGGCACAGCCUACCCUUGCACCAACCAAUCCCCCUACCUCGUGAACGAAACUCUGGCUUUUGGAUUUUCGGCUUCUUCCUUCCACGGAGGCGCAGAAACUUCGCAUUGUUGCUUGUGCGUACUGCUGUCUUUCAAAGACCACUUGGCUGGUAAGCAAAUGCUGGUGCAACUGAUCAAUACUGGAUCUGACUUGGGACAUAACCACUUCGACCUUGCCAUUCCCGGAGGAGGAGUGGGAUUAUUCAACAUGGGUUGCACUUAUCAAUGGGGCGCUCCUGUAAACGGCUGGGGAGAGAGAUACGGUGGAGUAAGUUCCAUAGAGGAAUGUGACGAGCUGCCUGAUGUUCUGCAAGAAGGCUGCAGGUUCCGCUUCACGUUUUUGGAAGGUGAUGACAAUCCUGCUCUUUCGUUUUAUCAAGUUAAGUGCCCUGCUGAGCUGAUAGAUAUUUCAAAAUGUGGAGAUAGGGAUUAAAUAAAUGGAAGAUGAGCAAAA
This is a messenger RNA of Leptinotarsa decemlineata (Colorado potato beetle), 817 nucleotides long. Its product is annotated as endoglucanase-like. The record is from RefSeq and is a predicted model, not a curated record. Lineage: Eukaryota; Metazoa; Arthropoda; Insecta; Coleoptera; Chrysomelidae.